Molecule: messenger RNA, 2584 nt
Organism: Patiria miniata (bat star)
Lineage: Eukaryota; Metazoa; Echinodermata; Asteroidea; Valvatida; Asterinidae
Product: succinate--CoA ligase [ADP/GDP-forming] subunit alpha, mitochondrial-like
Exons: 8
Coding region: 48-1052 (334 amino acids)
Biological process (GO): tricarboxylic acid cycle
Cellular component (GO): mitochondrion; succinate-CoA ligase complex (ADP-forming)
Molecular function (GO): succinate-CoA ligase (ADP-forming) activity; succinate-CoA ligase (GDP-forming) activity
Source: RefSeq, a predicted model, not a curated record
UUACCCUCGUUGUGUAUACAUUCGACAUGUGAAUUGUUACCAGACUAAUGCAACCGGCGUUGAACACUAUGGCACUAGUUGGGAGGAUAUUUGCCAGAAAUUUGGCUCGAAGCCACUCUUUAGGAACUAGAAGUUGCUACACCCACACCAGGGCCAAUCUUCAACUGAACAACGAAACGAGGGUGAUAUGUCAAGGCAUCACCGGCAAACAGGGGGCUUUCCACACCGCCCAAGCCCUGGAGUAUGGCACCAACAUGGUAGGCGGAGUUACACCAGGAAAGGCAGGCCAGACGGCCAGCGGGCUUCCAGUCUUCAACAACUGUAAAGAGGCUAAGGCAGCCACGGAUUGCGAUGCGUCCGUCAUCUACGUCCCACCGGGCUUUGCAGCGGCGGCCAUCUUGGAGGCCAUUGAGGCUGAGAUUGGUCUGGUAGUCUGUAUCACGGAGGGCAUCCCCCAGCAGGACAUGGUGCGCAUCAAGCACCGGCUGCUCAGGCAGGACAAGACGCGUCUUGUGGGACCUAACUGCCCGGGAAUUAUCAAGCCUGGCGCAUGCAAGAUAGGCAUCAUGCCAGGCCACAUCCACCUGCCGGGCAAGAUUGGCAUUGUCUCCAGGUCUGGUACCCUGACUUACGAGGCCGUAGCCCAGACGACACAAGCGGGCUUAGGACAGUCCCUCUGCGUGGGUAUUGGGGGAGAUCCCUUCAACGGAACCAACUUCAUCGAUUGCCUGGAGGUGUUCCUGAAGGACCCAGACACCGAUGGCAUCGUUCUGAUCGGAGAGAUUGGGGGCGGGGCGGAGGAGAAAGCUGCCGAAUACCUGAAGGAAAACAACGUGGGAGAAAACCGUAAGCCAGUGGUGUCCUUCAUUGCCGGUUUAACUGCGCCCCCGGGCAGGCGGAUGGGCCACGCCGGUGCCAUCAUCGCCGGGGGUAAGGGCGGGGCAGAACAUAAGAUUGAGGCGUUGAAAGAUGCCGGCGUCCGCGUCACGAUGUCCCCGGCUCAGAUGGGGACCACUAUGCUAAAGGAAAUGGAGAAGAUGGGUAAAGUCUGAUGUCAUCGCCCGUGUCAACAAAAUACACCACCAACAUGACUUAAGCAAAGAGUUUCAACUUGUUUUAUAAUGAGAGAGAUUAUUCUAGUGGUUAUAAUAAUUACAGGAAAUGGCGCCUUUGGGAGUCAUUCCCAUAGACUUGUGUGCAAAGAAAUCCAAACUUUAAUGAUCCCUAACCCUAACCUAACCUACCAUCUCCAAAAGUUGUCAAUUUGGGUAGUGCCUCACGACAGUGGCGCACCCAGGAUUGGCUCGGAGGGCCUGGGGGGGGGGCUCACAAUUUUUUUCCCCCCAUUUUUUUUUAGAGGUUAUGAAUUUUUAAAAAAAAUGUUGCCCAAACUUUUUGGCCGCAGUAACUUUUUUUUGGGGGGGUGGACUAUUUUGAUGUUGGUGGCGCCAUUUACACCCUUAUUGUACUACUCAAAAAUAGGCCACAUAUCAUCACGGUCAAAGCGUGGGACUAAAAAAUUGACAACCUCUUCGGGGGUCUCAAGCCCCCCUCCCCUUAGGUGCGCCACUGCCUCUCGAGGAAUCGAUUUAGCCUAUUUGCGACAAGUAAAUUUAUGCCUAGAAAUAGACUUGAAACAUUAGCGAGACAAUAAUAUGUCUCCCUAAUCUACCUCGUCUCCCUGAAGUACAGCAUUUUAGCUAAAAGCGUCUUCCUAAUGGCACAUUUACACAAAUACUACAAACUUGCAAAUCAGUAUGACUUUGGAUACUGCAAAGGCCAAUCUCACCAUGUUUCCGGAGGGCAGCAAUCAAACUGGGGAAACUGAUAUCAAAUUAGUUUUAUCAAAUUAGUUUUGAACUUAAAUUUCAGAAUGUUGAAUGCGUUUGUCAAAAGAAUUAUUAGCAAAACUGAGUAGCCAUAAUUGUAGACUACCCAAUUUUGGCACUUUUGUUUUCUUGAAAGAUAUGUAUACAUUUACUUCUUUAAAAUGUAGAAAUAAAAAUGAAAUUGUUCAAAUUGUUUCUUCAAAGAUGAGAUUUGGAACACCGGAGUCGGCCCACUUACAGGUGAUCGCAAGAGGCUUUAGACAGUUUCUUUUGAAAUUCUCUUUGAGUUUCAAAAAAAUUGAUGUGAUUUAAGAUUGCUUGAACUUAGACUGUUUUGUGUGACACCAUGCCUGUUGGCUGCAGAGAGUCAAAACAACCACCAAUUGUCUAUUAUAAUUGAUUUUUCAUAAAAGAAAUUAUUCAAAUAUUUGCUUAGGUCAUGUCCUUUCAAGUUGUACGCUCAACUGAAGAAGUCCUUGUUAGAAAGAGUGAGUUGAUCUUGCAGAAGAUGGCACGGUGACUAUGUAUGCAUAAAAUAUUCAGAGAUUGGGGAAUCUCAUCAUAUUUGAAUAACUUGUUGAUCAGUAAUUACAAGUUACUUGACAUAUUAUUUACAUUGUACAAAAACAUACCAGAAAAACGUGUUUUUUGCAUCCUUCAGUCAAAUGAAUCUACAAUUGUAGGAACAGCUUUGAGAUGGAGAUUUGAUGACUGACAACAUUAAAAGUACAGACUCGUGUUUUUCCGAAAUUUAA